Molecule: messenger RNA, 2088 nt
Organism: Spodoptera littoralis (African cotton leafworm)
Lineage: Eukaryota; Metazoa; Arthropoda; Insecta; Lepidoptera; Noctuidae
Source: the annotation of a GenBank genome assembly
AUGACAGUUGGGAUUUAUCUUUCAAAGAUGGAUGUGAAACAUGGCGGGCUGUUUCUAAUGAUUUUUGCUUUCUUCACAAGGCAUGCAUUAUCGCAGGAGUACUUUAGAAUGGGGGUGAACACCAACUCAGCGGAGGCAUCGCAGUUCCUCCGCGAGUAUGACAGAGAGGCUUCUGGAAUGUGCUACAGGGUAACAAUGUCCCAAUGGAAAUUCGUGACCAAUAUCACGGAGUACAAUCGGCGUCGGAUGCUGGAGGAACUGGCUCUCAGCUCCAAAUUUGAGAAGCUUUCCUGGAGGAAAGCAGCUGCGUUCGACUCCUCGAGGCUGUCAGACCCUGAGGGCAGACGGCAGCUGAUGAAGAUCGUGUUGUCCAGCAGGGCUGCGUUACCUGAUGAUAAGUUCUCUGAGCUCCAACAAUUAAUAUCGGAAAUGAAAGAAGUCUACAACUCGGCGAAAAUCUGUCCUUAUGGUCAGAAACCUUAUGAUCCUCAUAUACCAAGGAUCCCAUACAGCCAUGAGUACCAGGACCAGGGGUACCAACUUGCCAACGAACCAUACCAGCACUACCAACCCUAUACUGAAACUACAGAAACAAAUUACUGUGACAUGCAACUCGAUCCAGAGAUAUCCAGAAUUUUAGCUCAUUCGAGAAUUGAGAGUGAACUGCUGUAUGUAUGGAGGAGUUUCAGAGACCAGACUGGUCCGAAGUUGAGGAAUAGGUUCAUGAGAUAUGUGCAGUUGGCUAAUCAGGCUGCUGUUGCUACUGGAUACAGAGAUGCCGGAGACCAAAUGCGAGCAGCGUACGAGGAUCCCUCAUUCAGAGCCAGUGUGGAGGAGAUGUACAAUCAGAUACAACCUCUUUAUAAGCAGCUGUUUACGUAUGUGAGGAGGAGGCUGGUGCAGAGGUACGGGGAGACCAGCGUGAGAGCUGAUGGUCCUAUACCAGCUCAUCUGUUGGGUAACAUGUGGGCACAGAAUUGGAAGUCGAUCAUGGACCUGGUGAUGCCAUUCCCUCAGUCCCCCAACGUGGAUGUCACAGCUGAGAUGUUGAGGCAGGGGUUCACACCGCUCAGAAUGUUCCAAAUGGCAGAAGAGUUCUACACGUCAAUGGGUCUGAAGCCGGUGCCUCCAGAGUUCUGGCGCGGGUCCAUGCUGGUCCGGCCUCCACAACGCAGUGUCCAGUGCACCGCCAGCGCUUGGGAUCUUUGCAAUAGAAUAGAUUAUAGAAUAAAACAAUGCACAGAGGUGACGAUGCAGGACCUGGUAUCCACACACCAUGAGAUGGCACACAUACAGUACUACCUCCAGUACUCCGACCAGCCACAACUCUUCAGGGAUGGAGCUAAUCCAGCGUUCCACGAAGCUGUGGCUAACGCCGCGACACUGUCCGUAUACAAUCUACCUCAUCUGCAGAGAGUGGGGCUCUAUCAGAAUAAGAGCCAUGACUCAUACGAGGUGGGUAUGAACUUCCUCAUGACGAUGGCGUUGGAGAAGGUGGCUUACUUACCCUUCGCGUUCAUGGUGGAUCAGUGGCGCUGGUCUAUAUUUGAAGAUGGAGUUCAGAACAUGAAUACAAGAUGGUGGCAAAUGAAACUUCGAUAUCAGGGAGUAAUUCCACCAUUACCCAGACAUGAGAGUGAUUUUGAUCCUGGUUCCAAGUACCAUGUCAUCUCUGAUCAGGAGUACAUAAAAUACUUCCUGGCCACAAUCCUGGAGUUCCAGGUGUUUGAACAACUAUGUUCAGUGUCUGGUCACACAGGGCAUCUGUACGAGUGCGAUAUUUAUCGAAGCAGGGACGCUGGACGGGUGCUCAGUGAAAUCAUGCAAGUUGGUGCCUCAAAGCCGGCGUCGGAAGUCAUCAAAUCCAUGACCAGAGGAAAAACCAAUAAAAUAUCACCUGAAGCUCUCGUUAAGUACUUUCGUCCACUAGAAUUAUGGCUUCGAGUUCAGAAUCGAGACGAGCCCCUCAUAGGCUGGAGUUCUAAUUACCAUGACGUAGCCCUAUUUGCCCCCCAAAGGGGUGAAGCUUCAAUCAUUAAAAUGUCCUAUUUCAUUGUCCUGUUUAGCUUAAUACCAGCAUUUUUGUAA